Molecule: messenger RNA, 2196 nt
Organism: Triticum aestivum (bread wheat)
Lineage: Eukaryota; Viridiplantae; Streptophyta; Magnoliopsida; Poales; Poaceae
Product: probable apyrase 1
Exons: 9
Coding region: 386-1843 (485 amino acids)
Biological process (GO): nucleoside diphosphate catabolic process
Cellular component (GO): membrane
Molecular function (GO): nucleoside diphosphate phosphatase activity
Source: RefSeq, a predicted model, not a curated record
CACCGGGUUUUCCCCUCCCCUCUCCUCGCUCCCCUCUCCAAUCGAGCCCAGCGAAUUCAUCACCCAAGUCACCAGUUCGCCCCCCCUCCGAUCUCAAUGCCGCCCCGGGGUCAAACCCAGCGGUCGCUGUGAGCCGCGGCGGAGAGAUCCCGCGCGCCAAUUGGCGUCGCCCACCCCCACCUCACCCAGACCCCGUGCAAGGCCGCGCGCGGCCUCCCCGUCCGACGCCCUGGAGCCGUCGCAGCAGGAGGCGCUGAAGCCUUCCCCGACCAACGGCCGCAUUCGCUACCGCUCGCCCUCCGCGGCCGAUCUGCUCCCCGUCGAUGACCUCACCGUUGGCCCCUCCGCCGCCGAUGCCGCUGCGGCUACUGCGGCAGCCGCCAGGAUGCGCCGCUUCUCGGCCGCCGGCGCGCGCCAGCAGCAGGGGGAGGCCGUCUCCGACCGCCUGCACCGCUACCGCGGGGUGCUGAUGGUGGUGCUCUCGCCGGUGCUCCUCGUCUCCUUCGUGCUCCUCCUCAUGCCGCGCUCCCCGGCCUCCGUCACCGGCGGGGCCUCCGGCGUGCUCGUCGCCACUGGAGGCAGGAGGUGGGGACCCCAGGCCGUCGGCGGAGUUGGUGACGGAUCGAACAGGUACGCGGUGAUAUUUGACGCCGGAAGCUCCGGGAGCCGCGUGCACGUGUACUGCUUCGACGAGAGCCUGGAUCUUGUUCCUAUAGGGAAUGCGAUCGAGCUGUUCAAGCAGAAAAAACCAGGCUUGAGUUCUUAUGCCAAGGAUCCUCAGGAGGCUGCCGAGUCACUUGUUUCUCUUCUUGAGGAAGCUGAAAAAGUAGUUCCUGUAGAAUUGCGUGAGCAAACACCUGUCAGGGUUGGGGCCACCGCAGGUCUCAGAGCAUUAGGAGCUGAAAGGUCUGAAGAAAUUUUGCAAGCGGUUAGGGAUCUCCUUCGUGACAAGAGUUCCUUCAAAUCCCAACCAGAUUGGGUCUCUGUUCUAGACGGAUCUCAGGAAGGUGCAUUCGCGUGGGUUACCAUCAACUAUCUGUUGGAGAAAUUGGGAAAGCCUUACUCACACACUGUUGGAGUGGUUGACUUAGGUGGUGGUUCUGUCCAAAUGGCUUAUGCUAUCUCAGAAAAGGAUGCAGCAAAGGCUCCUCAAGUUUCAGAUGGCAAAGAUUCAUAUGUGAAGAAGCUGGUACUUAAGGGAACAACAUAUUAUCUUUAUGUUCACAGUUAUUUGCAUUACGGUUUGCUGGCGGCUAGAGCAGAGAUCUUAAAAGCUGGUGAAAACAGUGAUUACAGCAACUGCAUGUUGGAUGGAUAUCAUGGGAAAUACCAAUAUGGGGAUGAUACAUUUGAGGCCUCAGGUUCAUCAUCUGGUGCUACUUAUUCCAAGUGCAGGGCUGUUGCAGUCAGAGCUCUUAAAGUUGAUGAACCGGCAUGCACUCACAUGAAAUGCACAUUUGGUGGCGUGUGGAAUGGUGGUGGUGGAGAUGGACAGAAAAAUCUAUUUGUAGCAUCAUUUUUCUAUGAUAGGGCUGCCCAGGCUGGUUUUGUAAACCCUAAGGCAGCAGUUGCUAAGGUUAAACCAUCAGACUUUGAAGAAGCUGCACGACGUGUUUGUAAAUUGAAUGUGAAGGAGGCACAUGCCACCUACCCUGAUGUUUCGGAGGAAGACAUUCCAUUCCUUUGCAUGGAUCUUGUUUACCAGCACACAUUACUUGUGGAUGGAUUUGGUGUGGACCCCUACCAAGAUAUUACGUUAGUAAAGAAGGUGCGUUAUGGCAAUUCGUUUGUGGAAGCAGCAUGGCCCCUUGGUAGUGCCAUUGAGGUUGCAUCUUCAUCAUAGGCAGAAACAGCUUGGAAGUAACUUAUCAAAAAGAACCACCCAGCAUAUAGUUUUGGCUUAGCUUAUCAAUCUGGAAUAGCGAGUUCAGAUUCUAGGUUUGAUGUUAGGAUUUUGCCUUUGAUUCACCAUUUGUUCUCCAUCUUCCAUUCUAUUUAUUUAGCCUUUAAAUACAUUGACGUAUACAUGAGGAAUAUAGCUUGGAGUUGUCCCGUGCGGCCAUUUGAACGUCUAUUUUUUUGUACUAACGAAAGCCAGAUCAGAAACUUUGUAAUCCUUUUAGACUCUGAUGCAGAUGCAUAAAUCUGCACUAUUCAAUCUAGUUUCUGUUUAGUGAGUAGUUUCAUAAUAUCUUA